Messenger RNA from Myripristis murdjan (pinecone soldierfish), 4827 nucleotides. It is a transcript of the gene asphd2, whose product is annotated as aspartate beta-hydroxylase domain containing 2. Gene Ontology annotation, cellular component: membrane. The record is from RefSeq and is a predicted model, not a curated record. Lineage: Eukaryota; Metazoa; Chordata; Actinopteri; Holocentriformes; Holocentridae. Bases 995 to 2077 code for a protein of 360 amino acids. The transcript has 5 exons.
UCCCUGUUGGAGCUCCAGUAUUUAUAACAAUUUUGUCAGAAGCCUCAGUCCGCCGCUGCUGUUCAUCACCAGCAGGGAGGGUUUCCAGCCGUCGGUAGGGCUGCUUUACUUUUAUUUGUCGUGGAAUAAGAUGCGUGCUCAUUUCAGUUAGGACUCCUCUUGUGCAUUUUUGGAUAUAUUUCCUAUAAUGUUUGCGAGUGGCAGCCGUCUACCCAUUGCACUGCAGUGGUGCGCAGCUUCGCCUGGAGAAACACCUGUGCGCCUCUGCUUCCUCUCCACUGGCCACAGUCAUGAAUGUUGAGUAGGGGUUCGCUUUACCCAAAGGUGGUGUUAGAUAACGGGAGUCAGUCCGUCCUAAAAGCAGCAAAGAGGAAUGUGGGGGCGUCUUGUUGCUGUCAGAGAGGAUAUAGGGGGGAUCUGUUGGAACAGGAUCACCCGACCAUUUUUGGUGAGAGACCAUUGUGGAGUUAUGAUCACUGUUGACGCAUUGCAUAGACUCCUCGUGUUUUGGCUGCUGGUCCAUUAUCAUUAUAUAAUCAUGCCCAUGUAAUCCAGUUUUUUACUUAGGCAGCAUACGAUUACACAGACUACAGCCCCCCCGAGGACCCAUUUAUGCAGCCUACAGCUGAGCAACCUAUGAAUGUCUAUUAUAAAUGUGGACCACAGAUACCCUAAGGUGCGGUGUCUGUCUGCAUUUGUCUGAAUGAACAAGAGAGGGAGCAGCACAAAUACCGCACAGGCAGACACCAUGCGAGAAAAAACCUCCCCUCAUCCCUGAAUGCAGAAAUGUUAGGACUGGAGACCGAAUGUGUCAUAUCAAAUCAGCAGACUGUUUACAGUAGGGGGGGCUGAUAAGAGCUGCCUGACACUAGAUUCACAAACACCCCGUGUGUGCUUUAAGGCCUCUUUCAAUCAGCAUCAAGUAAGACGCGUUAACUCAUCUUUCAUCAGCACUUUCUUUCCAUCAGACUCAGCGAUUUCAAGAAGAGCCGAGAUGGAGUGGUCACUAGAGAGGGUGAGGGAGAUACUGGCUGGAGGGAUGCAGUGUGUGAGGGAGUGUCAGUGUUGUGCUUUUGCCACAGCCAUAUGUGUGCUGCUGCUCUUUGCCUGGUAUUGUUACAGGAUGGGCCGAGAGCACGGCUCUGACCCCUUGCGCAGGAGGUACGGCUUAGACCACAGCCAUAUGAGAGGGGUCAGAGGGGCCUUGAUCAGUUCAGAGGGCUGCGGCAGGAAAGGGCGGAAGUCCUCGGUGGAAGAGCAGAACGGCUUUGCUUACUGCCAGUCCUCAGAGUGCUUCCGCUGCACCGCCAGCGGAGAGGGGCUAAACCAGAGACUGUACCACAGUCUGCAGGAUUACGCCAAACGCUACACCUGGUCAGGCAUGGGCCGGGUGCACAAAGGGGUUCGCGACCAAGGCCGGUACCUCAGCAGCCGACCCACCAUCCAGCGGCCGGAGGUCUUCUUCCUCCCGGACCUGCCCUCGGCACCUUUCUUCUCCCGGGAUGUGCAGCGGCACGAUGUGGAGCUGCUGGAGCGGAGCUUCCCGACACUCCUGGCCGAGUUUGAGAACAUCUACCACCACCCUCCGGCCCGGGGCGGCUCCUCCCUCCCUCCAGGAUGGAAAGCCAACAGCACCCCUCACGGCCAGUGGUGGACCUACUACCUGGUCAACCAAGGCACUCCUCUGGCGCUCAACGUCAGGAGGUGUCCACGAGCCUGGAGGGUGCUGGGCCAGCUGCGCACCUUCAUUGCCAACAACGUAUUUGGAAACGCCUGCUUCUCUGUGCUGACACCCGGAGCUCUGAUCACCGAACAUUACGGACCGACCAAUGUCAGGCUGCGCUGCCACCUGGGUCUCAGAGUGCCCGCUUCCUGUGAGCUUGUGGUUGGCGGAGAGCCGCAGUGCUGGUCUGAGGGCAGCUGUCUCCUUUUUGAUGACUCCUUCCUCCACAGGGCCUUCCAUGAGGGCAGCGCAGAGGACGGCCCCAGGGUCGUCUUCAUGGUGGACCUCUGGCACCCCAACGUGGCCGCUGCAGAGAGGCAGGCUUUGGACUACAUUUUUACCCCCGGCCGCUGAGAGGAGGAAGAGGAAAACAGGCGUGAGUGGGAAACCAUGUCCAAGCAAGAGACGGGUGACAUUUAGCGAGCAGCAGUGUCUGUAGGAUUGGGGAGCAACUCUUUUUCAGCCUCCAGCCCAACACUCACAUUCACUGUGUACAUAUUCUCUGUCAUUUUCUCUUGCUCAUUGUAAGUCCUCUUAGCAGCUAUAGACUGACCAAACAGUGGGCCUCUUUUAUCCGUUUGUUCAUAUGUUGCUUGUGUAUUUACAUGUAAAACGCAGCCAUGCUUGCUCCAAAAACUUUCAUUUCCCUGACAAAUGUGAGUAGGUCCAUCACUCGCUCUGUAGCCAUUUUAUUGACACUCAUUAAUGCAGUGGCAGGGGAAUCCUUCUGCACAUCUGUUGUUUUUAUUUAAUUUUGAAUCCAAACGAUAGCUAAUUGUCCCAUCACCUCUCAUAUGAUAAAUGAUCUGAUAGGAUCAUUUGAAAAAUUAUAUCCUUGUAAUCGCUCACCACAAACUAUAUUUAGCCUUUUAUUAAAUCAAAUCAUAGGAAGGAGAAGUGACCACCUAUUUAGAUGUCCAUCAAAUUUUCAAUAUGAAAUUUCCUUUAUCUUUGAGUCUGGCAAAUGUUCCCUCCAGUGGUUUAUCAGUCGCAUAAUGACUGGAAGAAAUUCUGGGCCAAGUUGAGCUUCGAUAUGCACCUCGUAUCAGUUAUUUAUGAUGCCUAUCUGUGUUUUUCAUUGCGGCCUGGUUUGGUUUAACAAUGCCGGUAGCGAGCACAUUACAUUAUGACUGACUCAUGUCCAAGUCUUUAACAAGCCACGCAAUAAAGUGUCACUCUGUUGCUGUUGUGCUUCACGUCGUACAUGGUCCUUUUAUUGCAGGGCGGCUUGUUCUAUUAGCUGUACAUGAAUUAAAAUCAACGAUGAGGCGUUUAUGGUCCCGAACUCUAGCCAGGCGUUAUGAAAGAUGGAGUAACCCUUAAAGAAAACAUUUUGCUAAAGUUAAUGAUCUUAUUACUUAACACUUAGCUGACAUAUAACACAUAAUACUAAUUGCUUCACACUUAGUAUAACACCUACAUUUCUGCAAGGGCUAUGAGAUGUUCGAUCAUUGCUGUGGAUGGAAGCUGAGAAUGGAAGAAGUAUUCACUUUUUUUGUAUUACUCAACAUACCCAGUCAUCCUUUAUCGAUAGUGGAUGUUCAAACUUUGAUUCAUAACAUGACAAAAAAGAUUGUCAGUGGGUUUGCACAUUUACCUUGAUACACUACCAAAACACCCACUGUCACAUUUAUAACAUAAUGUAGACUAUUUCAAUAGCCAUGAAUGGACAGACAAUCUCCUGCUUGCAGAAAGAGGAAAUAUUUGAAGUGAAUGUGAAUGAUACAAAGCCAAAGUUUAGUAGUAGGCAUUAGCUCUACAGUGGUGGUUGCAUUUAGGCCUACUGGACUAAGGUUUACAAUUCAAACAUCACAUCACAUUAGAUAACAAAAACAUCUAGUUGCAUCUUUUCCUCAUUAGUAAGUAGAUGUUGCCUGAUUUGGGUGAGAGACUGUAGUUCAACAAGCAAGGGUCACUUUGUGAGGCUAUUUUUUGAGGUUGAGCUACUUAAGUGACACACUUAGGCUCUUAUAACAUGCUGAUCAAACGGCAACAGAUAUCUAAAUUUGUCUAUUCGUCAUGAUAGUCGCUGCAUGUGCACACACAGUGUUAGAAUGUUUACCAGAAAAUCUCAUAUCCUUAAACCUCCUUUGUGUUGUGUUUAGCAUUUCCCAAGCAAUUUCUGAAUGAAUUUGCUCAUAUCUUGCUUGAUAAGUGAGGUCCAAUGUCUGACAUCACAUGAAUGUUUUACGGACACAGCCCUUAUCUCUGACAUUAACCCUGCCGGUGUGUGAUACUUUAUUGUGCUCUCCUUUUGAAAAAUCGAUCCUGCUUUCACAAGACGUGGUUAGAGAAGCACAUUUUUAGAUCAGAUCUUGUGAGUCGGCCUGUGCUGUAACACCGGAGAAGUGUUUUUGGUAAAUUUACUAAAUUCUUGUAAAUUGCUUGUAUUUGAUAUCAGGUUUGUAUUUCUGUAAAUAGGGUUGGAGUAAAACUGAUACAAUCUGACAUGUUUUGAAAUGAUUGUCUUAAACGCUGUAGGUAUUGUGUUGUCUUGAUUUCCAGGUAAAGUGACCGCACUUCAUUCUCCGCUCCCAAAAAACCAACCAUGAAGAGGUCAUUUUGAUAGAUUCAAUUUGUAGGCUCUAGAAUAUGUUUAUCAAGUGAUAUCGCUAUUGUUCGGUGAUGUUUUUUUCUGUUGAAACAUUCUGUAAUUUUGCAGCACCAUAUGGUAACGGCAUCCAUUAUUAAAGCCACAAUCCUUAAUUCGUAAACAGCAUAUCAUCGACAUAUGCGCACAAUCUUCGGGUAAGGUGUUGUUGCAAAUGGAAUAUAACAUUUUUGAAGCUUUGUCAACCCAUCGCAAUUCAAGAGGCCAAGCUAUUCAUAUCUAAUGUUUACAAACAAUAUGAACAUGUUCAAACUGUUUACAACAUCAAAACACAUGACACUCACAUUGAGCUGUCCAUAAAUAGGUCUAAAUCAAGAGUGCUGUCAGUCCACGUUAGAAUAUUUAAAUUGUCAUUCCCCAUGCAUUAGCUUUAUAGAUAUGAUGGGGCUACCAUUUCGUUUACAUUUGGAUUAAGGAUUGGGCCUUUAACUCAUUCUUGUGUGGAUUUUGAACAGUAUUUCUGUACAUUUAAUAAAUGGCCAAUCUUAUUUAA